CAUGUGUAAUAUCAACCAAGGACGCCGUUGGCUUAUAAGUGACGGAUAGCCGCCCUGUGGUACAUUCCUCACAAUAACAAACCACCUUCAAUACACCACCAGCUUCCCUCGAGCCACACACCCUACCUCCUUCAACACACACACAAACAUCACCACCACCGAAACCUACCACUUCACAACACCGCAAACAUGGGCGCCGUAGUAUCAUGCAUUCAGGGAAUAUUCCGAACGAUCGGCAACUGCAUCAUGGCCAUUAUUAAUGCCAUCGCCGCCGGUCUCAAGGCCAUCAUCAACGCCAUUGUCUCGCUCUUCGGCAUCAUCAUCAGCUGCCUGACCUGCGGACGCGGUGGCGGCCGUCGGCGCCACACGACGACGCACACGAGUAGAGUCUAG
Molecule: messenger RNA, 393 nt
Organism: Cucurbitaria berberidis CBS 394.84
Lineage: Eukaryota; Fungi; Ascomycota; Dothideomycetes; Pleosporales; Cucurbitariaceae
Exons: 2
Coding region: 190-393 (67 amino acids)
Source: RefSeq, a predicted model, not a curated record